Messenger RNA from Physcomitrium patens, 1867 nucleotides. RefSeq lists its product as uncharacterized. Gene Ontology annotation, molecular function: protein-containing complex binding. NCBI's taxonomy places the organism in Eukaryota, Viridiplantae, Streptophyta, Bryopsida, Funariales, Funariaceae. Gene Ontology annotation, biological process: mitotic spindle organization; meiotic chromosome segregation; attachment of mitotic spindle microtubules to kinetochore. The record is from RefSeq and is a predicted model, not a curated record. Gene Ontology annotation, cellular component: kinetochore; Ndc80 complex.
CUGUUCCCCCCCUUUCCGCUUUGCAUUUGCGCAACUAUGAUUGCCGUUGCCACAGAUUGCCAAACCCUACUUCGUUUUACCCUCUCUGGAAAUCCUUCAAGUUUAUUGCGUGUGACCAGUCUCAUUAUUCUCUGCACUUAGAGUGUUUGUUAUGCUUUUGCAAAUCUGUCAAAAUGCAAUUCUCGUUUCCUGUUCUGGAGCGAAAGGAGAUCCUCUCCUGCUUGUCUGCCGAUGCAGGAAUCACCUUAGAGGAGCAACAUUUGGUGAAACCUUCCAUGGAAACUGUGUGGCCAGUCUACGAGAGCUUGGUGCUUAACAUUAUGGGAAUCACACGGGAGGAGUUGCAGCAGCCAGCCUUUCAUGCCAUUGAGAAGUUAGAGUAUCCUGAACUUCACGAAGAAUCUGUUGGUAUUUUAGCGUCCAUCCGCGCUAUCAGCAAGCUGAUGGCAGUCACGGGGGUUGAUGACUUUUCAACAAUGGACAUCUUCAAGCCUGAAAGCAAGCGGACAAUCACUCAUCUGAGUGCUAUUAUUAACCUGCUUAAAUUUAAGCAAGGGAAGGAAAGGGACUUGGCUGAAGUAUUGGACGAGAGAGAGCGAGCAUUCGUUCUCUAUCAGCAAUCCGAGGAGCGUCUAGCAGCGCUUAAAAAUGAGAUUGAAGCUUUAGAGGCAGAUAGACUUGCACAGCAGCCAGCUGUGCAAGCCUUAGAAGCCGAGACCAAGGUAUUGAACCAGGAGAUUCAAGCUCUUAACAAACAACAUGGAGCUCUACAGUCUGAUAUUCGUGCCUUGAAACAAGAAGGUCAAGCUGUCGCAGAAGAGAUUUCGGCAGAGAAAUACUCCCUUAUCCAGCAGAAGGAGGAACAAGAACGAUUGAAGAGUCAAAUUGUUCAGUCUCCGCAAAAGUUACAGAGGUCACUGGCCGAAAAGAAAGCUGCCCUGAUAAGCACUAAAGCCUCAGCUGAGGAGGCUCAGCAGUUGCUUAAUUCCUUCAAGGGCAAACUUGAAGCGUACAACAAGGUUGAAAAGAAACUGAAGAAACUCUUCGGUAUGCUAGAUGAAGUUGAAAAACUGUGGGUUAAGCAAAAAGCUACGAUUAAGGAGAAAAAGGCGUUUAAAGCUCAAGUUAAAUCAAUUGAAGAAGAAAUUGAAUCUCUGGAUACGGAGCUAUCUCAGCUGAAGUUCCAAGAGCAACACUGGUUAGAACUGACGGAGAAAUUGGAGCAGCAGGGACCUAAAAAGCUGCAGGAAGCGAAGAGAGAACUUGAAGAUACCGAGGCUAAUUGUUUACCGGUACUUGCUCGAAUAGAAGAGCGUGGUGCCGCCAAUCUAAAAGCAGAAGCACAGGUGAAAGAGAUCAGAGAGAAGUUGGAAGCUAUGACCAGGAAGAAAGAGAACAUAAUCGCUCGGGGUGAGGCAGCUGUUCAGAAAGUCAUGAAAGAGACGCUGCAUCACUAUCGUACACUUCUUGAAGUAGGCCCUGCAGCACUUGCUGCUCUACCUAAUUCGAGACUAAACAGAGGAUUACAGUAGUUCUGAUGACAAGUUGAAGCGGAAGGCCCUUUUUCUCUUUCGUUAAUUUUUGGGAAAAUGCCCUCACAGCACUCUUCAGCAUUAUUGCUUGAUGGUAGUAACGCAGUAACGCUUCGUUGCUUGCAAACCGCCGCCUAGUUGUGCCAGUUCGGAUGUGAAUCUUUAAAAAUUGUACAGUAUGUUUAAUUUUCGAAAAUGAAAUCAUAGGUUAUCUUACAGUCGUACUUUGGUAUUGUGUAGAGUGACUUAGGCAACCCUAAAUCCCUGUAUUGUAGCAACUUCACAUGAAUAAAUUUGUUGGUUGUAAAGACUGGGCUACCUUGGCCUUGCUCACA